AUGGAAUCGGCCAAUCAAAUACCGGUAACGUGGGCCGUCAAGCGCGUCCCGGAGGCUGGCCCGAACAAUGCCAAGAAGAGCGGCCGCCGCCCAGCGCAGCGUGCAUCGCUUCGUCCUGGUCACAAUCAAUCGGCAGUCCAAGAUUCUCUGCAUUCUGAACAUUCCCAGAGCGAUCCCGCAGGCCUUCCACACUCGUUAAGGCAGGGUGCAGCUCGCGGCACACGGAGUGCUAAUCGUCAGGAAAUUGUGUCCAAGUUUGCGUGGGACGCCCUCGAGAUUGAGAAGCAGCGGUCUCCAGAGGGGGCCUCGACGGCCGCCGGAAACAGUAAUCCAGGCUCCUGGCCGAAGGUGGUCGUUCAAGUGCCCAAGCCUCCUCCCAAGAAAAUGUCUCGGAAUCGCCCUAGGGCCCCCCCUACAGUUAGGGACAAUGGCCUUGCCGCGAACGAGGAGACUGAUAUGUGGAAUAAGAUCCUCCAGGACCUGCGCAAGGCCAAGGAAAAGAAUGACAAGCAGAAAGCAUUAUCGGAGCAAAUAGCGGCUUUGAAUGAGAAGAUUGGCAAAGAGGGCGGAAAACCCACUCUCAGUGAGCACAAUCAACUAGAUAGCCUCUACCGUCAAAUGCUCAAGCUAUGCGAAGAAGAGAGAGCUAUCCUGCAAGAUGAACCAAGCGAUGUCAUCAAGAACCUUGGUCUACUCACUGCCCUACGCCAGGCAUCAGAGGCAGAGGCCCCCAUGAGUCGUGCAGCUUCUUUGUCCAAGAACCGAAAAAAGCGAAACGACAUUGAUGGAUCUGCUACCGACUCACCAGGGCCUUCAGGCGGUCCUUCGGACAAAGGCGGCCGCUCCAAGGGGAGUACCCAGCGCAGCACAAGCGUGUCUAGCACUCAGAUUCGUGACAAUGUGCAGGUCAAGAUAGAAGAAGGGGCCGAGAGUUCCAAAGCUACACCUGCUGAGCGUAAUGGACAGCUAACUGUGGGCGCCGAAGUCGUUUUCAAGCACAACAAGAAUAAACAAGGCGUUGAAGGCGAGGGUAUCCAGUGUAUCAUUAAGGGGAUAACAGGUGAGGGAACCAAGAAAAGAUACGACGUCCAGGACCCGGAACCCAACGAGAACGGCGAACAGGGAGCUGUCUACAAGACCACGGCGGUGUCCUUGAUUCCAAUCCCGCCUGAAGGGUCUACGCUGCCCUCGUUUCCAGUUGGAAAGCAAGUCCUUGCACGAUACCCUGAUACGACCACAUUUUAUCGUGCGGAGGUCAUGGGUUCGAAGAAAGACCAUUAUCGCCUCAAGUUCGAAGGCGAGGAGGACGACAAGGAGAUGGAAGUACACCGUCGCUUCGUCCUGGACAUAGGAGGCAAGUGA
Molecule: messenger RNA, 1362 nt
Organism: Aspergillus mulundensis
Lineage: Eukaryota; Fungi; Ascomycota; Eurotiomycetes; Eurotiales; Aspergillaceae
Product: SAGA-associated factor 29 family protein
Exons: 3
Coding region: 1-1362 (453 amino acids)
Cellular component (GO): SAGA complex
Source: RefSeq, a predicted model, not a curated record